Molecule: messenger RNA, 1158 nt
Organism: Mya arenaria
Lineage: Eukaryota; Metazoa; Mollusca; Bivalvia; Myida; Myidae
Exons: 6
Coding region: 80-1054 (324 amino acids)
Source: RefSeq, a predicted model, not a curated record
UCAAAAAAUAUUUCCUUAUCGCUAACACAUGCAAUACACUUGAUGUAAUAGUAUAGAGUGAAACCGCACAUAGGUCGGAAUGGACUGUUUAAAUUUCAUGUUAUAUUUUCUUCUUGGAGAGAUGCUGCAAAUUUCCUGCUGUUCACAUUCGAAAUAUUACGUCUUGCCGAUGAACUUUACCGCUGAAGAGUUCCAAUCGGGCAAAAUUUACUGCAAGCUAGGCGAACCCCUUUACUCAGACUCACCUGAAACGGGCAAUAUGUAUAACUACGCUGUUACGGAUACUGACCUGAUUCGUGUCAUCAAUGAUUUACAACGUGAAGCACACAGCGAUCUACUGUGGACUGGCUACCGAAAUAUUUCCAAUACUGAUCAUACACUAUAUGCUGGCAUUCUCCAAGUCGACAGCGAUCAACGCCCUGUGAUUGCUUUUAUACCAACUGAUGCAGCAGCAAACAAAAGCUUUCCAGCCCUUUGUCAACGAGAUUCAACUGAGCUGGAGCAAGUUACAACAAAAAUGUUGCUUAUCAUUUACGCAAUAUCCUCCGGCUCGGGACUGAUCAUUGUUAUAUUGGUCGUAACAAUUAUCAUCUUAAAAUGGAAAAGUAAUCCAUCUGUGACAAAAGAGGGUCCUCUAGUCGUCUCGAACGCAACAUACCAAGACGAAGAAGCAACUACUUCAAACACUCGUGGCGAAGAGACACAAACCAACGGUCCUCCAAUGAAUAAGGCUAAUGUUUAUGAGCUUAUAAGAGUUACCGAGGUCGUUAAUCUAGGAACACACGCACCUAAUAAUGAAUAUGAUCAAAUCACGAGUGGAAUCCUAAGCAACACGACACAAUCUUCUGAUCAGUGGUCUAACAGCCAGCAUGAAAGUAACGUUGCAGAACAAAACCGUGAAUGCAAUGAAACUAAAAUGAAUGUUGAGAACUCAGAUGGCCAAAUGUGUACGGCUACACCUCUUGUUAGUUGCCAAGACUCAAUGAACACCGCUGAUAAACAUGAAUACUAUAUAUUGGAGAAACACGCGGAAGAAACAACAGACGAUCGUUGACACUUUUUCGCCUGACAGUACAUUAUUAGCAUUCGUGUAUUUAUAUAAGACAAAAGACUGCUGACAAAACAUCAGAUCGCAGAUUUUCAUAUUUCCGUUUCAAA